AAACCCGAUCGCCCGGACAUAUCGGAGCCCGAUUAUGAUCGGCUCUAGAAUUUUUAGAAACAAGUAAAAGUUGCCCGCAUCACAGCAUACGCGAACACAAAUGGAAUCAAAGUCAUCAACCCUCGCACCGCUUCCGGAGGAUAAUCAAGAUCAACCGCAAUCCGAUCAUGCUGCACCGUCUGCUUUCUCCUCAAAACCCAUUCGUCCUCCCACUCAGACAUCUUCACAGAAAUACUCCCCAAUAGAUUGGAAAGACUAUUUUGAUCAAGAGGAUGAUGUUUGCAUCCCUGACACAAAUGAUGUCUUUCACAUAUAUACUGCAGGAAAGGAAGGCCCAAUUGUAUUUUGUCUACAUGGGGGUGGUUAUUCUGGGCUGUCAUUUGCAAUAUCAGCAGGUAUAAUUAAGGAGAAAGCAAAGGUAGUAGCAAUGGACCUGAGAGGACAUGGGAAAUCAUCCACAGAAAAUGAAAUAGACAUGUCAAUUGAGACUCUAUGUAAUGAUGUUCAAGCUGUUGUGAAGAAAAUGUAUGGAGAUGCUCCACCAGCAAUCGUGCUUAUUGGCCACAGCAUGGGUGGCUCAGUUGCAGUGCAUGUGGCUGCAAAGAAAAUGUUGCCUAGUCUAGCUGGACUUGUGGUUGUAGAUGUUGUUGAGGGGACAGCUAUGGCUUCAUUGAUGCAUAUGCAGAAAAUUCUAUCAAACAGAGUGCAACAUUUUCCAACUCUUGAGAAAGCAAUUGAGUGGAAUGUGAGAUCAGGCUCUUUAAGAAACACCGAUUCUGCUCGAAUAUCGAUUCCCGGGACUGUAAAGUAUGAUGACUCACAGCAGUGCUAUCGACACAGAGCACGAUUGGAGGAAACAGAGCAAUAUUGGAGAGGAUGGUAUGAAGGCCUCUCGGAAAAAUUUCUGUCAUCUCCUGUCCCAAAGCUGUUGCUGUUGGCUGGAACAGAUAGACUUGACAGGGCUCUUACAAUAGGACAAAUGCAGGGAAAGUUUCAAAUGGUGGUUGUCCGACAUACUGGCCAUGCAAUACAGGAAGAUGUUCCAGAUGAAUUUGCAUCACUCAUACUUAAUUUUAUCUCACGCAAUCGGAUAGGACCUCAUGGAGUUGAGAUUCCUGGAAUCCGCCGCCCAUCGCAACCACAUGCUUGAAAAAAAGUAAAAAAUUUGUAAUGGUUUGUGAACACGAGAGUAUACUCCUUUGUGAAACUAAUCUCACAAAAUUGUUUGUGGUUUUAUUAUAUAUUUUCAAUUUUGUGCUA
Lactuca sativa (garden lettuce) is the source of this 1260-nucleotide messenger RNA. Its product is annotated as esterase/lipase/thioesterase family protein. The record is from RefSeq and is a predicted model, not a curated record. Gene Ontology annotation, molecular function: protein methylesterase activity. NCBI's taxonomy places the organism in Eukaryota, Viridiplantae, Streptophyta, Magnoliopsida, Asterales, Asteraceae. Gene Ontology annotation, biological process: protein demethylation.